This is a messenger RNA of Moneuplotes crassus, 1009 nucleotides long. Lineage: Eukaryota; Ciliophora; Spirotrichea; Euplotida; Euplotidae. The record is from the annotation of a GenBank genome assembly.
AAAAUGGGUAAACUCAUAUGAAAUAAAAGAUCUUUUCGAGCACUCUCUUUAUAUAACUCUUGUGAAAUAAUUACUCCUUUGGAUAGUCUGACUCAUCCUUGUAUAGACAAUCAGAUAGACUUCAAUAAGAUUAAGAGAGAAUAUGACAACUAUUCUCACCAAACACUCUAUAAACCUGCUCACUUGAUUAGCAACUCCAGGCCGAUCCUUAACAUAAGAAUAGAAGAUAGCAGUAGAAAGACAAGUGAAGAAGAAGCCCUUAACAUGGAAAAUUGUACUGAGAUAUUCGGUAAUUUGGCUAAUAAACGGCCAGAUUUGAAACUAAAACCGCGUGUCGUAAUUUUUCAUCAUAACUGAAAUAGAAGAGUAAACACUUGAAGUUUAAACCAAGAUCUAGUAGGGACCAUGGUUACCAUAAAUUUAGAGUCGUUUCAGAUAUUUAACCCUCUGAUCAGAAGUUCUCAUAAAUCAGAUUCUUCUUCUAAGUCUCCAUAUUCUCAAAAAUCACUGGCUAAAAAUUCCAAUGAGAUGAGUUCGGUCUUCAAAAAUUUGAAAAAGUGCCAACCUGCAAACUUUGCUAAAAGUUGUUACAAUGGAAGAGGGCUCUGGAUGUCCCCUCCUGGUAGGAAGCAUCAACAUUCAGUAGACUCCUCAAUAGGAGUCAGGAAGAGUAAAGAUUUGAUUAAUAUCAACACCAUGCAUAUAAAAUCAAAUGAGAUUUUAGACAAAAGCUGUAAACCCUUAAGAAUUCCUUCAAUAGCAUCAAUUAAGCCAAGCCGAAAGAUUUCUAAGGUUAUUCCAGAAGAGGAGAAAGUCUCUAAGGGUGAGAUUGCAGAGAGGCUUAAGAAAGGGAUCAGAGAAUAUCGAGAAAAAGCGAGAAAUUUUAAAUCUACUAGCCUUACACAAGAAUCUGGUAAUUAAAAUCGUUUUGAUGCGCAACACUUGUCACAAAAUUUCAGAUAAUCCCUUGCAUAGCUAUUUUGUAAAAUAAUUUUGUUUCAUGUUUUAG